AUGGAUGAAAAUCAGACAAAUGUGAACAUGAUUCUAGAAGCGGCGGGCGAUGGACCCGUAAACGGAACGAGCAUGCCGAUAAACAGGGUUUUGCGGGUACGAAUUCUGGUUCACGGCAAUGGCGCUGGAGACUCUGGUAUAUCUAUGAUCGUCAAUCGCAUAAGAACCAUAGCACCACUAUUGAUGAUUGAUACUGGACGAGCGGCCAUAUAA
This is a messenger RNA of Macrosiphum euphorbiae (potato aphid), 213 nucleotides long. NCBI's taxonomy places the organism in Eukaryota, Metazoa, Arthropoda, Insecta, Hemiptera, Aphididae. The record is from the annotation of a GenBank genome assembly.